Molecule: messenger RNA, 897 nt
Organism: Emys orbicularis (European pond turtle)
Lineage: Eukaryota; Metazoa; Chordata; Testudines; Emydidae
Product: kazal-type serine protease inhibitor domain-containing protein 1-like
Exons: 4
Coding region: 1-897 (298 amino acids)
Biological process (GO): regulation of cell growth; regulation of signal transduction
Cellular component (GO): interstitial matrix; extracellular region
Molecular function (GO): insulin-like growth factor binding
Source: RefSeq, a predicted model, not a curated record
AUGAAGGUUCUGGAGGUUAUAGUAGUGCUGGUAGCCCUAGUACAAGUUUCUCAAAGUUUCCCCACCUUGUACUACAGGAGUUGGUUGAGAUUGUUAAGGGAAGGAGAUAGCUGUGGAAAAUGCAAUUUGGAACUUUGCUCCAAGCCUACACACUGUCCAGCCGGGACUGUAUUAGAUCAGUGUGGCUGCUGUCCUGAAUGUGGGAAUGUGGAAGGGCAGAUCUGUGACUUGGAUAAGGUCAAUCAUUUCUACGGACAGUGUGGGGAGAACAUGGAGUGCAGGCUGGAUGCCGACGAAACCAAGUUUGGGGAAAUCCCUGAACCACAAUGUGUCUGCAAAUCCCAGGAAAGUGUCUGUGGACCCGAAGGCAAGACCUAUGCGAACAUCUGCCAAUUCAAUGAGGCUUACUCUGAGAAGAGAAGAAAUAUCAACAUGAAGCACAAAGGACCAUGUGAAUCAGCUCCUGUUAUUUCUUUGCCACCUCAGGAUGCUCAGAACUUCACAGGUAAUGACAUAAUCUUUGGCUGUGAGGUGUCCGCCUAUCCUAUGCCACACCUUGAGUGGAAGAAAAAAGGGAAUAAAAUGUUUCUGCCAGGAGAUGAUGCCCACAUCUCAAUCCAGGCAAGAGGUGGGCCUAAGAAGUACGGUGUGACAGGGUGGCUGCAAAUUCAAGGCAUCAAGAAAUCGGACGAAGGCAUCUACAUCUGCCAAACAAAAAACAAGUAUGGCACUGCAUAUGCAUCUGCAAGACUGAAAGUCAUUGAUGGUUCAUCCUCUACAUUUCAGAUUUCUGCGGGCAGCAGAAUCACAAGCUACACUACAGAUUAUGGAGACAAUUAUGACCAUACUGAAGAGGAUGAGGAGGAAGAAUAUGAAUCUGGGGACUAUGAAAAUUGA